Hippoglossus stenolepis (Pacific halibut) is the source of this 1825-nucleotide messenger RNA. RefSeq names its product phospholamban (gene pln1). NCBI's taxonomy places the organism in Eukaryota, Metazoa, Chordata, Actinopteri, Pleuronectiformes, Pleuronectidae. The coding region runs from base 265 to 426 and encodes 53 amino acids. Gene Ontology annotation, cellular component: membrane; sarcoplasmic reticulum. The transcript has 2 exons. The record is from RefSeq and is a predicted model, not a curated record. Gene Ontology annotation, biological process: negative regulation of calcium ion import into sarcoplasmic reticulum; negative regulation of ATPase-coupled calcium transmembrane transporter activity; negative regulation of heart rate. Gene Ontology annotation, molecular function: ATPase inhibitor activity.
CCCUCUCUCUCAUCAUGUUUACAGCCUCGGAGUGUGUUGCAUAUCUGACAUUUCUCUCUCAAACUCCAACCGGCUCUGUUCUCAUCUGGAAGCAGAGCGACAAGAAGAGAAGAGAAGAGAAGAGAAGCUCUCACCUCCUGAUUUCACCAGCCUGUCCAGCCUCAGUUACUCUCCUCUCAGCGGGAACAGGCCCGGCAGCCUGACCGAAUUCUCCCCUCUCUUCAUCCAAGCCAGUCAAAAUCUAACCGGUCCCCCCCCGUCGCCAUGGAGCGCGUGCAGCACAUGACCAAGUCGGCCAUCCGCCGAGCGUCUCAGAUCGAGGUGACCCCGCAGGUCAAGAGGAACCUGCAGGAGCUGUUCGUCAACUUCACCCUCAUCCUCAUCUGCCUGCUCCUCAUCUACAUCAUCGUCCUGCUGAGCAGCUGAGAGACGGAGCCACAGAGAGAGAGUUUGACAAGGCUCCGCUGUGGAAACGGGUUCGGCUGAUACUUGGGUCAUACACACACAUCAGAUUUCUGCCAAAAGCAAUAAUAUCCUCCCCCAUUGUAUCAGCCCAACUCUGUUUGACAAGGGCCAUAGAGAUUAUACGCCUCCAUGUGAAAACAACAAGACAACACAUCCUGGACAAUGUCUCCAGUAAUAAUAUGUGUGUAUGAUACUGAAAUAUCAAUACAGCACUUUUGUUUAACGUCCACUUCCCAUGAUCCCUUGCUGCUUCCUCCUGUUCGACAGUAGAAAGACAUGGAGGCAGAGAUAUUAAGUUUCCUCUGUUUUUAAAAACGUAAUCAUUUUACGUAACUCACAACUGGAGCAGGAUUAUAGUGUGUGGAGGGACAUGAAACUGAUAGUUGUACAUGCUGCAUAUACAAAAAGACAAGAUGAGACGUGAAGUAUGACUCCCAGGGUGCAUUUCAGUAAAGAAAAACAUGACAUCACACAGCAGAGGUCACACUGUUCAGAAAACAUAUUAUUAUAUAACUUAUUAUACAACUCGCAGCUUGUUUUUAGAUAACAUCAGUUCCUUCGUUGUUAAUUUGCCUCUGAUUCGCACCUCUUCCCGAAGCAACAGCCGCCGUGACUCAUGGGUGUCGUUGAAUUCGGAGCCAUCUGCAAAAAAACACGAAGCUUGACUUCUCAGAAACAAAGUUGAAAGAGUUAGAGCUUGUGGCCUUGUCAUGAACCUAUUGAAUCAUCCAGAGGCAGAGCUGUCUGCUGGAGGAAGAUGAUAUCAUUAAAAGAGAAUUCUGAAAUGGGUCACAAAUUAUUAUGGAAUGCAUCCCCUUUAAUUAACGGCUUUAGAGAAGGCAGAGGGAAAGGGAACUGCAACUUGACCCAUCUGUUGAAUGUACAUUGUGUAAUUUAUAUUAAAAAAAAGAUGAUUCAUUUUGAAGUUCUCCAGUAAAUUGAGGAGAGUCGUGCUUAUUUAGAAAUUUCAGCUUAUAUACCACUGAGACAUCACAUUUGCAGUAAAGACUGAGUGCACCUUACCUACAUGUUUAUGUGAUUUCAGGCCUGUUUAUCCACGAUGAAAACGUCACUUUGCAUGGUGUGAUAUCACUCAACGUUUCCUGUUUAUACCCUCACAGCUCGGUUUCUGCUACUGAAACUACUGCUGAGUGACAGUUUUGGGUUUAUAACAGCACAAGUGCCCUGAUUGUUGCAGCGAAGAUGUAGAAAGUAAUCUGUGAAAUCAGAUUCCUGAAUGUGAAGUGCUUUAUGAAAUCCACAUGGGUCAUUUUGAUCUGUAUAUGUGUGUUUGGAAGAUUGUACCACCUGACUUUUAAAUGACAAACCACCAAAUAAACUGCAUGAAGACAAAUGAAAA